AUGGUUGCGACGUCAGCAUGCGCAGCGAAAUCCAUGCUUACCUCAGGAAAGAAGGUAUCCAAGCCACUCAUGGAAAAGAAACGAAGAGCUCGUAUAAAUAAAUGUCUGGACCAGUUAAAGUCGCUUCUGGAGAGUUAUUACAGCAGCAGUAUUCGAAAGCGCAAACUGGAAAAAGCAGACAUUUUGGAGCUCACCGUGAAACAUCUGGGGAACCUCCAAAAGAUUCACAACUGUGCCACUGUUGCUGCCGAGCUAUCUGAGCACCACGCAGGCUUCCGUAGCUGCCUGACAAACGUCAAUCAGUACUUGCUGAUGUCGGAUUUGACCGGGAGUGACCGUUGGAUGUUGUCGCAGCUUUGCGCUAAACUGCGCCGCUCCUCCUCCAGCACCACGGACAGCGCCGCGGGCACCGCUGAUCCACGGAGCCUUCAUCCGUCAGCGGUCAAAUGCAGACCCGCCGAAGCCCACACAUCUCAUUUUUGCGCAGAAGAAAAUCCUGGGAACAAAGAGCGCGUCCUCGACGUGUCGCAAAAUACCCGAGAAGAAAAAUACAGCAAGUUUGACUCCGUCAGUCUCUGCAACAAUGAAGCUGGAAACCUUCAGAACGACGUAUGGCGGCCCUGGUAG
This is a messenger RNA of Thalassophryne amazonica, 627 nucleotides long. RefSeq names its product hairy-related 3 (gene hes3). Gene Ontology annotation, molecular function: RNA polymerase II cis-regulatory region sequence-specific DNA binding; protein dimerization activity; DNA-binding transcription factor activity, RNA polymerase II-specific. The record is from RefSeq and is a predicted model, not a curated record. Gene Ontology annotation, cellular component: nucleus. The coding region runs from base 1 to 627 and encodes 208 amino acids. Lineage: Eukaryota; Metazoa; Chordata; Actinopteri; Batrachoidiformes; Batrachoididae. The transcript has 4 exons. Gene Ontology annotation, biological process: regulation of transcription by RNA polymerase II; regulation of neurogenesis; anterior/posterior pattern specification.